Molecule: messenger RNA, 2015 nt
Organism: Solanum tuberosum (potato)
Lineage: Eukaryota; Viridiplantae; Streptophyta; Magnoliopsida; Solanales; Solanaceae
Product: (-)-camphene/tricyclene synthase, chloroplastic-like
Exons: 7
Coding region: 133-1905 (590 amino acids)
Biological process (GO): diterpenoid biosynthetic process
Molecular function (GO): terpene synthase activity; magnesium ion binding
Source: RefSeq, a predicted model, not a curated record
GACUAAUGAGAACGGAUGCUGGCGAAAAGUACUGGACAACCACUUUAACUCUGGGGAGAAUUAUCUAUUUAUAGUAACUUGUUGAAGCUCAAAAAAAUAUAUCUGUCUACACAUUGAAUAAACAAAAACAAAAUGGAGACAAUAUUGACGGCCAACAUGGGGAGGGUAAUACCUAAAAUUUCCUCUUCAUUCAGCUCAUCAUCAUCAUCACUAGCUGACGGUGACACUGCCAUGAAAGUUGAACCACCACUGCUUAGGCGUACAGGGAAUUACCAGCCUCCUAUUUGGGAUUUUCAAUUUAUUCAGUCGCUACACAAUCCAUAUGUGGGAGAUAAGUAUAUGAAUCGUUUUAACAAUCUGAAGGAGGAAAUGAAGAAGAAUUUGAUGCUAAUGGUUGAGGGAUCAAUAGAAGAACUAGAUGUUAAGUUGGAGUUGAUUGAUAAUUUAGAAAGGCUUGGAGUGAGUUACCACUUUAAGGAUGAAAUUAUGCAAAUAUUGAAGAGCAUACAUGACCAAAUUAGUAGUACAGAUAAUUCAUUAUACUCUACAGCCUUGAAGUUUAGGCUCCUCAGACAACAUGGUUUUCAUAUCUCUCAAGAUAUACUGAACGAUUUCAAGGAUGAGCAGGGUAACUUCAAGCAAAGUCUUUGUGAAGAUAUAAAAGGAUUGUUACAAUUAUAUGAAGCUUCAAUUCUCUCUACGGAAUCUGAAACCUCUACUUUAUUGGAGUCCGCCAAUACAUUUGCAACGUCACAUCUAAAGAAUUAUUUGCACAAUUUAAAUGGUGAUCAUCCAGACAAUCCAACAGUGGAGCAAGUGCGCCAUGCCCUAGAACUUCCUUUGCAUUGCAAGAUGUUGAGAGUUGAGACAAGGUGGUACAUUGACAUUUAUGAGAAAAUCCCAAAUGCUAAUCCUCUUCUGCUAGAGCUUGCUAAAUUGGAUUUCAACAUUGUGCAAGCAACAGACCAACAAGAUUUAAAAAAUCUAUCAAGGUGGUGGAAGACGUCAUGGCUUGCAGAAAAAUUGCCAUUUACAAGGGAUAGAAUUGUGGAAUCUUUCUUAUGGAUAGCUGGCAUGAUGUUUGAACCUCAAAAGAACGAAUACUGUCGAACAAUGUUGACAAAGGUCAUUGCUAUGGUUACAGUUAUAGAUGACAUUUAUGAUGUUUAUGGCACUCUUGAUGAAUUGGAAAUCUUCACUCAUGCUGUUCAAAGAAUGGAUGUAAAAGCAGUGGAUCAACUUCCAGAUUAUAUGAAAGUAUGUUACCUUGCACUCUUCAACACUUUCACUGAAAUUGCGUACGAAGUUCUCAAAGAGCAAGGGAUCAACGUUAUGCCCUACGUUACAAAAUCAUGGGCAGAUUUGUGUGAAUCGUACUUACGAGAAGCAAGAUGGUACCACAAUGGAUAUAAACCAAGUCUGGAAGAAUACAUGGAAAAUGGAUGGAUCUCAAUUGGAGGACCAGUGGUAUUAGUCCAUACAUUGUUCCUUGUCACAAAUCCAAUUACCAAAGAGGCCUUGGAUUCCUUAACCAAUUAUCCUGACAUUAUUCGAUGGUCUUCUACUGUUAUUCGUUUAGCCGAUGAUUUGGGGACAUCCUCGGAUGAAAUGGAAAGAGGUGACGUUCCCAAGUCAAUUCAAUGUUACAUGAAUGAGAAGGAUGUUUCGGAAGAAGAUGCAAGAAAACACAUCAAUUUAUUGAUAAAGGAGACAUGGAAACUGAUGAACACAGUUCAAAAUAAUAAUUCAUUAUUUUCUGAAACAUUCAUUGGAUGUGCAGUAAAUGGUGCAAGAACUAGUCAGACAAUUUACCAGCAUGGAGAUGGCUAUGGGAUUCAAAAUUCUCAUACAAAAAAUCGCAUUUGUAAAUUAUUUUUCGAGCCCAUCACAAUUUCAAUUCCAUAAAAUCCUACCUUUUUUCGGUUUUACUUAAUGAGUGCUAUUCUAAAAUGCUUUAUAUUUUGUAUGUGUUUUUUUCAAGAAAGAACUUUUUACUGAAUAUCUACUAUUUUCUA